AUGUUCUGCUCCAACUUCACCGUCAAUGACAAGGCCCUCAAGCACGUUCGCGGAGAGGACAAGCUGUCCAGAUGGGCGCAGAACAAGACCAUCGCCUCAGGCGCCACCAUGGAGGACAGCUUCUGCUCAGUAUGCGGCAACCUCAUGUAUAGGAGGAGCAGCCGGUUUCCGGGCAUGAGCAUUCUGAGAAUCGGCACCGUGGACGACUUCAACCUGCAUGCGUCGAAGCUGAAGCCGCAGUUCGAGCAGUUCACCAAGAGUAGGGUGGAUUGGUUUGGCGGGGUGCAAAUUGAGGGCUUGCCUCAACAUGUCAAUACUGGAUUCUAA
This is a messenger RNA of Phaeoacremonium minimum UCRPA7, 327 nucleotides long. RefSeq names its product putative histidine acid phosphatase protein. Gene Ontology annotation, molecular function: carbon-sulfur lyase activity. Lineage: Eukaryota; Fungi; Ascomycota; Sordariomycetes; Togniniales; Togniniaceae. The record is from RefSeq and is a predicted model, not a curated record. The transcript has a single exon. The coding region runs from base 1 to 327 and encodes 108 amino acids.